ACAAUAUUUUAUAUAUAGGAAGGACCCCAAAGCAAAACAAACAUAUCAAAAUUUUCUAUUUUAAUAGAUUUUUCCUUUCUACUUUCUUUACUUGCUGCAACAAACUUCACAAGAAAGUAUAGCCACUUUAGCUAUCAUGGAAAAUCAAGAAGAAAUAAAAAACCGUCAUGAUUUUAUCUCAAAUGGCUUGAAUUCUCCUUCGACCACCGCAACAUCAUCUUCUUCUUCUUCUCAAGAAUUCGUCCACAACGACAAAAAUAAAGAAAAGAAGAAAAAGAAGAAAAAUAAUGAAGACGAUGAUAAGCACCCAACCUAUAGAGGAGUACGUAAGAGGAGUUGGGGAAAAUGGGUGUCCGAAAUUCGAGAGCCAAAAAAGAAAUCAAGAAUAUGGUUAGGUACUUACCCAUCGGCUCAAAUGGCAGCUCGAGCACAUGAUGUUGCGGCUUUAGCCAUCAAGGGAUGCUCGGCUCACCUUAAUUUUCCUUAUUUGUUUGAUCAAUACCCGCGUCCGGCUUCCACUUCUCAUAAGGAUAUUCAAGCAGUAGCCGCAAAGGCUGCUGUCAUCCCAUUUCCCGAGGAAGAGGAAGAAGAAGAAGUAGUUCGAGUCGAGCCAAAUAGAGUUGAAUUACGAAAUUGCCAUUCAUCAACAAAUUUAUUCUUGGAAAAUAUCAAAGAAUCUCUAAAUUCUCCAUCAAGAGAGGAUGAUGACACAUUUUUCGACUUGCCUGAUCUUUCCAUUGAUGUGGUGGAUCAAAAUAACCGUUAUUGGUGCACAAUGUCCACAUGGCAGCAGCUGAGUGGAGCUGACACAAUGGUAUACCGUCUCGAUGAGCCAUUCUUGUGGGAGUAGUCGAUAAAUGUGUACUUUUUAUAUCAAUCAAAAUAUUAAUUUUAGCAGUAAUAAAUUUUAGUAAUAAUACAUAUAAAUAUGUGUGUACGUAGGAGACAUACAUCUUGAAUUCAUUUAAUUUUUUUAUUUUUCGUAUGGCGUCUGGUAUUAGGACACUUCUUUUCAAGUGGAAAUGUUAUUUGGAAUAAAUAGAUUUUUUUUUUAAAAAAAAUAUAUCAAAAAUUGUCCCCAU
This is a messenger RNA of Solanum dulcamara, 1082 nucleotides long. RefSeq names its product ethylene-responsive transcription factor ERF039-like. Gene Ontology annotation, molecular function: DNA binding; DNA-binding transcription factor activity. The record is from RefSeq and is a predicted model, not a curated record. NCBI's taxonomy places the organism in Eukaryota, Viridiplantae, Streptophyta, Magnoliopsida, Solanales, Solanaceae. Gene Ontology annotation, biological process: regulation of DNA-templated transcription. The transcript has a single exon. The coding region runs from base 137 to 850 and encodes 237 amino acids.